Messenger RNA from Porites lobata, 7394 nucleotides. NCBI's taxonomy places the organism in Eukaryota, Metazoa, Cnidaria, Anthozoa, Scleractinia, Poritidae. The record is from the annotation of a GenBank genome assembly.
AUGGUAAUCUUCUUACCUUUGUUUCGAAAAUCAAGGAUACCGAGCACGCGUGCACAUCAUCCAUCGUUCAAAAAAACACUUCGCUUCAAAUACGUUUCACAUGUUGGGAACAGGAGCGUCGCUUGCAGACUUGCUCAACUUGACCCAUUUCACGAGAGUAUACUACAAUUUAUUGAAGACCUAGGGAAGCUUCAGUGUGAAGGAAAAAGCUUUUCUAGCUUUGACAACAAUGUGCUUCGCGUUGAAGGAGAGGGAAUUGUUUCGGCGCAGUAUAGGAUAAUUGGUCGACCACCUGGCGAUGAUUUCAACAUUUUGCGUUCAGAGCCAGUCCCCAUUUCAAACAUCGCCGACAACAGUGCUGAAAAAGCGGUACAAUAUGAGCAACAUUCUAGAGGUACGAUUAGCUCAGUUAGCUGCCACGGUUUUAAUAUCAUUUUAAUAUCAUUUUGUAUGGGUGGGUGUUCCUUUUCACGCUAGACACUUCGAGUCAUUGUCCAUUAUAAUUCUGAAAGAAUAUCUAAGCUUAUGCUUUGUUUGUUAAAAUGCUACGACCUAGAGUGUUUCUUCAGUUCUGCCUACGACCUUUAAAUUGGGGGGCAUUUUUUUGGUUGGGAAGACAUAUAUAAUUUGCAGUUCGUUGACACGAUGUUUCAUUUUUGAGGCUGUAUCAACAUUGUGUAUCAACUGAAAGGAGCGGGAAGCCAUUGAGGAAAAACGGAAAGUCGUAAUUUUGAAAUCCCAUCAGCGAAAGGUCCACACUAAUAAGCAAGAUAAAAAUGUUGUUAAAAAGUGCUAGAUGCUAGCAAAUCUUCAAUUUAUUUUCAAACAUCGUCCUAGUCACACUAGGGCCUUGGAAACUGAAAACGAUAAUCAAGCCGGACUCUCUGAACCGAGUCACGGGAGUCUACGCAUGCUAGCGGACUAAUUCAUGAUAUUCACCGGGUAUUGAGUCAUCUUUUUUCUUUAUAGUACCGUCCCUAUCCGAGGGUCACGGAGCUGAACUAGUAUCUUGAGUUGACAUAAUUUGAAUUGACUUAAGUGUGCAGUUUAAUACACUUAUGAAAUGUCUCGUAACACGCCAGUAUUGAAAGUCAAUAUUCCGAGCGAUAUCAGACACUGUCGAGACAAUGAAUAAUGUAAUCAGACUGUCGGAGCGAAUCGAGAUCAAUCAGAAUUCGUCAAGUUCGAAACACACAAUUAUAUACCAACCUAACUACGUUAGAACCUCCCGUUUUCAAGUUCGAUGGUUCCGAGAUGGUAGUCGCACAUUUUCAAAGAGUCUGCCAUGGAACCAUCAGUUUCCCUAAAAAACACCAGAAAAGAUGGCAAAGAAGUACAGUACUGACAACACGUCUUUGAGUUCUGUGCAACAAUCGUCAAAUUAAAGGGCUGGGAGACAAUUGUUACUCUCCAAACCCAGAUAAUUACAAGAAGUCGAAGAAGAUACAUCUGCAUGGAAGAACUGAAGUAGAUCAAGACGCGGGAGAAAAUCGCAUUUCAGCAGUGUUUCAGCGAGUACUCAGAUAACAUUAAAGCUCUAAACAUGCCUAUCGCGUGUUAUUUCCUUUUGUUGCUCGUUUUUUAAGAUUUCCUGCCUGGCAUGGAAAGGGUCUUAAAACGAAAACCUGAAAACAGGAAUUGGUUAUAAAAGAUGUGAACCCACACCCCCAAAAGUCGGCAGAGAGCAGAGUAAAUAGUUUAUUUCAGAAUAUCCGAGCUACAUAAACGUUUCAUAUCGAUCGAAAAUACUUUAAACUUUAUCAAGGUUUUUCAGCAUCGUUGAUUUGUACACGGAAGAUUUAAUAUUUUCUCUGUUUUCGUUUUCUUUGUUUUGGAGCUAAAUUUACAUAGAAUUAGUUCUUUGCUGAUUGUCUUAUUAUUUUUCUGAAAAUUAUGCUGAAAGAGAGUUCAAGGAUGUACACGAGAAUGAUUUAAGUUUCGUUUGGCGCGAUAGUUCAUUCGAGAAAAAGAUUGUUUGGAUUUCUUAUAAAACAACCCGCCACGGGGAUGUUUCAUUGAGUCAGGGUUAAUUAUGAUUGAUUAUUUCAGCAGGUUGCCCUAUUGAAACUGUGCCAUCAAUCAAUCAAAAGCAAACGAACGAGCACCCAGUCUAAAUGUAAUGCAAAUAAAAACGCCUAUCGAGCUAUUGUGGCUGUUUCGCAUUAUGAUAAGGUUUUCUUCAUUUUGUGGUAACCAUACUUUCUUUCAAAUUUAUAGGUUUCUUCGCGAGAUUGUGGAAUUUUUUUGCAGGUUCCAAAGGUUAGUACAGCUUCUUUUAUGUUACAGAGGUGGGGUGGGAGUUAGAUCUACUAUAGCAGUAUAUCAUACAUAAAUUCAGUAAUGUAUAGAUUUAGCUAAGAGCUCAAGGUUACUUUUAGUCUUUUAAGAACUAUCUUUCUAAAGAAAAGUUUUUUUAGUCUGCGAUGACUUGAAUACCAUAACUGAUCAGCGGAGAACUUUAAAAAGCACGCCACCUCAAUGAGUUGUCACGAUACAGUCAGGUGACGCUGGUCAGCAGGUACCCUAUUUUGACAGCUGUCAAUUGAUCAUACCAUGGAUGUCCAUGUAUCAAGUUAAACACAAUAGGACAAUUGCACGAUGACGUCAUUUUACUACAAUACCAGAAUCGUUGAGUUUGUUGUUUUCUUGUGCAAAUUAAGGCUAUUGUUCAUUAAUCAUCAGCGGGAUUGACAAAUUUAAAUAACAAAGCAAAACCGAAAUGAAUUCUGGUAGUUGUAGUCAAAUAUCGUCGUCGUGCAAUUGUCCUAUUUGCAUGUGCCUUGGACUUUAUAGGUAGUCGUAAGGAAGACACUUCACUUCCGCUUAAAUGAAAGGUGAACAUACGUACGUACUUACGGACGAUUGUGUCAGAACCAAAAUUUCCUGGACGCAGUAAUAAUCAUUUUCUUUUACCCACGGUGCUCCGCUAAAACGAGAAGAGUGUUACCAGUUCUGGUCAAUUUCUUUAUUCCAAGGACCCUCACAUUUUCUUCAGGGAGUAUGAGAUUCUGAUCACAGUAGUGAUUGGAAAUUUGUUUGUUGUUUUCACGAGUCUUUGGAGUCACUCUUGUGGACGGACGAAAACAGAGGUUGCCCGCCGACGAUGAUGUCAUACAUCAUUCAGCGCAUGCUCUGCAAGGGAUGCUAUCGUAUGCCCAUCGUUUUAGCUUCUUCAUUUGGAAGGACCAAAACGAUUCGAAUACGCUACCUGUGAGGGCGCGUCUUUUUAAUACACAAAAGAAAUCCUCCUUUUAAAAAUAUUCAGAUACGUGUGGAUAAGUGUGAAUAAGGUCUUAGUAUCCCUUCCCUAGUAAACAGGCGUUCUCUUAGCCUGCAGAACAGGAGUUGAUUUUUCGCGUUUUCUGCCCUUUUAAAAUUGUGUUGCACUCGUAGAAAAAAAUUCAAAAAUACCCCUGAAAUGCCCAAGAAUCUUGUUUUGUUGGCUUGGCGUAAAUUUCCUCCUCCGUUAUUUUGGUACAUUUUCAUUAGCGAUAAAGACUAUUCAGAUGACUAACUAAAAGUUCCGUUUAUAUUAGUCCUAAUAUCGUAAGAAGUCUGAAAGGUACCGCGACAACUCUAACUGCGGUAAAUUUUAGACCUUUUCACCCUAAACGGUACCAGUUCGUGAGAUGAAACUUUAAAUGGUUUUCACAUGACGUCACCACAGUUCACAAGUAAAGAAUUAUCGAUCUCCUGAGCUUUUACUUUCAUGAAGCGUCAGAACAGCUUAAAACCUAUAUCCGUUACAAAUUCUCCCUUCGAAAGGGUUCUUUGUUUUGGGAUAGAGUACGCUUGAAUUUCUAACCUGUCAUAUUAGUUAAAAAGUGACUUGUUUUGGAGGAUUUUGUUAUCUGAACAGUCCUUUUAUUAGAAAAAAGUCAUACUUAAAUGUUUAUGAGUUCCUCGAGGAUUGAAUUAAUGCUUUCGUAGCAAAACUAGGUAAUAGACGUUUCUGUUAGUUUCCGGCCGCCAUGUUGGUGCCCCUCAGAGGGAAACCAACGUGGCGUCUCCAUACUAAGCUCUAUAAAUUCAGGUAUAACAUUUCUCCGAAUAUCUUGCAAAUGAAAAGUUACAUCGAGCUGAACCUUGGCGAGGUUCUUUGUAUGUUUACCUUCUUUCAUUUCCCAGAUUCUGGACUUAAUUUAUUGAACGGUUUUGAUUUUUGUGUUCGAUGACUUGACAGUGAAAACCAGCAAUAGGCAUGAUGAGCACCGCCGUUAUUUUUUAAGGGGGUUCCCUAAGGGUUUUGUCAUCACAAGUGGGAAUACGUAAAUGCAGAGCGUAAAGAAGAUGGUUAGCGGGGAAUGAAUCUUUUAGAACAAAGGAACAUGAGUGAAAAAGGUUGAUCAGAAGUUCCAUUCUGUGGCAACAGCUUUAUUUACAUUUCGCUUUAGAAUAAUAAUAGUUACAGAAGGUAGUUUUAGUCUAACGGUCAGUUGCAUACAGUGUAAUAAAAGGAAAACUAAAAAUACAUUACAGGUAAGGAAAUGCCUAGCAUCUAAAGAAACUACAAAAGAUCCACUAUCUGUCUUUUAGUAAUGAGAUUGUCACCAACCUACUCUGUAUUUGUGCUGAUAAAGCUAAAACAAUUUUUCGUUGAACGCGGUGGAAAAAGUGUAUUCUUUAUUCUUUAUUCAAGUGAAAACCACUGUAAGUAACCGGUCAAAAUGACUGGAGAUUUUGCCUGGAAAAAUUGUCAUCUUCACCAGACAAGUUUAGUUAUAACUUUUGCAGGCAGCUUUUAAGACAGAUUCAGAAAAAAGCUUUUGGCUCUUCAGUUGCAGGUAAAUUUUUGAGUAAGAACAUAAAGGUGGAACAUGACUUCAUUCAAGUCGAUGCCUUGACGUCAUGGGGUCAGACGAAGAGUGACGUGCACAUGCACGUGUUUCCAAAAAAGGAGGUGCUUGAAAGGCAGCAGAAACCUGGUGGUAUUCCGCUGAAUAUUGCGCUGAUUAUGUUCGACUCCACGUCAGCGGCUAACUUUAGGAGAAAAAUGCCAAACAGCUUGGAAUAUUUGACAGAUGAUCUGAAUUCAUUGUUGAUGCGAGGUGAGGAUAUUUUCUACGACAUUAACCUCCAUAGGGAUAGUAACGGGGUUUAAUUGUGCUGGAAAUACUUAACUAGGAUGGAUACGAGAAAUAUAUACAUAUCUCAUGACAGCUGCAGGGUUUUGGUAUCAUGUGGAUGUACCCGGAUGCAGAGGUUCAGCUAAACUUAAAGAAGAAGCAAAUGCGAAAACUACCAGAGUUUCUGCAGAUUCAUAUAUUGUUUUAUAACUACCACACUCUCUAAGAGCCCAUUACCCGUUUCCCAUUACGAGCGGUUGCUGCUCAGCUGCUGCUACUUCCACUAGCACUACUACCACUGCUGCUAUUGCUACUGCUAUUACUUCUGUUGCUGUUACUACGAUUACUACUGGCACUACUGCUGCAGCAACUCUAUACUCUUCUGCUGCUGUUGCUGCCGCUACUGCUAAUUCUGCUGCUACUGCUACUAACACUACAACUGCUGCUACUCGUCCGCUACUGCUGCUGCUACUGAUCAUAAUGGUGUUGUUUCUGCUGUUGAUGCUGGUGUUGUUGCUGCGUCUGAUGGAGGUACUGUUUUUGAUGCUGAUAUUUCUGAUAUUUUUGCGAGUUUAUAUACUGUUAAUGAUAGUGCUGGUGCAGUUACUGGGAAUUUUGCUGCUGCUGCUGCAGGCGCCCGCUGGUGCGGAUUUUGCUGCUGGUGCUAGGUCAUUAGUUGAUACAUAAUGAUUAUUUCGUGCUUAUUGUGUCUACAAAUUGUCAUGACAAUUGUAAUGUAGUGCGCUGUUUUACAAAUUUAAAGGUCAAACAAUUGUUGGGGAUGGUACCACAGCUCAGCUAGCCGCUCUUUUGACUGGAAUUGCAGAAAAAGAUCAACCGGAGGCGAGGAAAGAUAUGGGAAAUGCAGCCAGCCCUGUUGACAUAUGGCGAUGGAUAUUCAAGGAUUUCAAGAAAAAGGGAUAUGUAACAAUGUUCUCGGAAGACUCACCUCAUUUAGCUUCGUUCAAUUAUCGCCUGAAGGGCUUCAAAGAUCCCCCAACAGAUCAUUUUGCACGACCAUUCUGGAUGGUAGCGGAGGAUCUGGGAUGGACGGAAUAUUGCAUCAACAGUAGAGCUUCUCAUAAAGUUUCGUUUGAAUAUCUGUUGAGUUAUUUCCGAGCUUACAAGAACAUGCCAAAAUUCUCCUUAGUCACACAUGCUGUGAUAUCACAUGACAGUUUAAAUAGUAUUGGCUAUGCCGAUGAUGAUUUCAAGAAUUUUCUGCAACAGAUGAAUAAGGAAUCAUUCCUUAACAACACGUUUCUUGUCAUUUUUGGAGACCACGGAUCACGCUAUUCAAAAGCAAGGCAGACCAUCCAAGGAAAACUUGAGGAACGGCUUCCAUUUCUAUCAAUCACAACACCAAAAUGGUUUCCAGAACAGUACCCGAAGCUCUAUAACAACCUUGUACAUAAUUCAGGUGUUCUUACUACACCGUUUGAUCUGUACGCCACCCUUCGUCACAUAACCACGUACCCCGAGUAUCCAAGUGGGAUUACAACCGGUCAAAGCCUGUUUAACCGGAUUGACGAGGGAAAUCGCACGUGCGCCGUUGCAGGUGUUGAGGAACACUGGUGUCCUUGUCUUAAUUUAGAGGAAAUUUCGGUGAAUGAACCUGUUGUUGGGCAAUUGGCGGAGUUUGUAGUGAUUCAUAUGAAUAAAUUGCUUUCACAAAACCCCAAAGUAGCAAAACUGUGUCAAAAGCUUGUUUUGAAAGACGUGAGAAGCGCUUUCCGUGACAUGCCUAGUGAGACACUACAAUUUUUCGAGAAAUCUAAACGUGACGAGAUAUGCGAUUCCUGCGGACUUGAGUAUGGAGGCAAAUCAAAGAACACGCUUGUUUCGGAUACUCUCUAUCAGUUACAAUUAGUCACAUUUCCAAAUGAUGGAUUUUACGAGGCAUCAGUUAGAAUGAAAAAAGGUAGUCCUUCACUUGUUGGUGAAAUCAGUCGUUUGGACGCCUAUAAAGACCAGAUCUUCUGUCUUCAAGAUUUAUACCCUGGUGCACGUAAAUAUUGCUAUUGUUAUUAGAAUCCUCAGUAGGAACGUUUUUCAUUGGUGUAUUGGCGAGAUAGCCCACAUUCUGUUAAUGCGAGCUUUUUCCAAAUGCAGUGGAAAUUGAGUAUUGCCUUCCAGUCGGGCAACUAAUCCAGCCGAUCAAAUUAUAUGUCUUUUGAAAGAUUCAGCUGGACAAAGAAGAAGAAUGGUAACGAGAGUGGAGUGGGAACUCGCCGCGAUGGACGACUAAGAUCGCCUGGUGGAUGCUUGUCGACGCAAGGAUCGAUGUAAAUUGAAAAUCCAAACAAUAAUGUUAAGCUGUCUUUCUCG